CCGCAGUGUCCUCUUUUUACUUGAACAUCGAGCACAUCCAGCUAACGUCACCCUUAAAGCGAAGCGAGCACCAAGUGGUCGCUGUGUCGAUAAUUGUCGUAUUCAUCCCCAGCAUGAAGGAGAGACGCCUCCCGCAGCCUUUGGUGGCGCGUUGCAAACUAGUGCUGGUUGGAGAUGUCCAGUGCGGCAAAACAGCCAUGCUGCAAGUCCUGGCCAAGGACUGCUACCCAGAGACAUACGUCCCUACUGUGUUUGAGAACUACACAGCCUGCAUGGAUCUUGACGGCCAGCGUGUUGAGCUGAGUCUUUGGGACACAUCAGGUUCUCCAUAUUACAACAACGUCAGGCCCCUCUGCUACAGUGCCUCAGAUGCAGUCCUCUUGUGCUUUGACAUCAGCAGACCAGACAUAGUAGACAAUGCGUUAAAGAAGUGGAAAGCAGAAAUUCAGGACUUCUGUCCCUGCACACGGAUUCUGCUAAUCGGCUGCAAGACAGACCUGCGCACUGAUGUUUGUACACGCAUGGAGCUGUCUAGUCAGAAGCAGACGCCAAUCUCUCAUGACCAGGGUUGUACCUGGGCCAAGCAGCUUGGCGCUGAGGCGUACCUGGAGUGCUCGGCGUUCACAUCAGAGAAAAGUGUCCAUAGUGUAUUCCGUGCGGCGGCCCUGGCCUGCAUGAACAAACUGCAGCCUGCCAACAAGCCCAGCCCGGUCCGCCGUCUCUCUAAGAGACUCCUACACCUGCCCAGCAAGACAGACCUCCUCUCCACCACUUUCAGCAAGGACAAGUCGAAGAGCUGCACCAUCAUGUGAACACAAAGCGGUUGCACACGAGGACGAGCGUUCACAGCAGUGAUGUUCGGAGCAGUGAUGUGGUUUCACAUUAUUUAUCCUCGCUUCACUGCAAACGCCCUGUCAUUUCUCCCUCUAUGUUCGACUGAGACAGGCUUAAAAGAAAGUUCCCCAUGGAUUGACUGUGAAAGCCUGCAUAUGUGCAAAUGUGGAUGCAAUGGACUCUUUGCACACAUGUUGUUGAGGGAGUUCAUCUAAGAUCUUUAUGGGUGAAGGGAAUGCCGCAUUUGAACACAUUACCUUAAUUAUCACCCAUUCGAAAUUCGAGUAGAGGCACUGUGAUUCCUCCAUCUGCCCGGGAAGUGUCGAUAUAAUGCUCACUUACCAGACACUUUAUUAGGUACACCUACACAAUCUAAUUUGGCCCAAUCCCAGAACAAUAUUACUUGAUUUACCCCACAUGGGUGUAAUCAAGUACGGUUCUAUUUUAAACACUGUAUUAUUGUUUCUUGUGUUGGAUCUGAUGUUGUGUAGGCAUUCCUGAUGAUUUGAUCAGUGUGUCUAUUUUUAACUGCUUUGCCCCCGGAAAUGUUGUUCCUCUGCUGUGCUCACGUGAAUGUCACCAUGGGGCACAUUGAAGCUAUAGUGUGAAAAACACAAACAGCGGUCCUUGAAGGAGUUAUUCCCUUGCUGUCCUCUAACGGUUUUUCAUUUGGAUUAAAGCUGACAGUGAAGAAAGUAGCAGCAAAGGGAGUAAUUUGGCAAGGAAGAGCUUCCCUUCUCAAAGGCAGUGGGAGGCUGAACUCGUGGGACAAAAUGUGACUCAGCACUCACGUGAGUCCUACAAGGCUGAGGUGAGCCACGUAUCAUCGCAGUAAUUGGGUGAUUAACCGUAGAACAUUAAUGCUUCAUCUCAAGACCCCGACAAUCCACACCCUUUUGCACGGUGUCAUUUCAAAUGGUCCUUGAUGUGAAACUGGCCUGGUUAUGCAACACUUUGUCACCCAAAAUGCAUUUAAACAAAUGUCCUGAGGUAAUGCUGGUCAACACGGGGGUGUCAAACUCAAACAGGCUGGUCCUGUCUAGGGAAAGAGUUGUCUCAUCCUUCUAUUCUUUAAAAAUGUUGUUUUUAAGUUACCAUCAAAGACAUUAUUUGUGACCCAAAAAACAAAACAUGGAUGUUUCUAUCUUUACUGUUACUGUUGUAUUCACUUGAGCAUCAGUGUCUGACAGCUUAGCUAAUGGAGAACUUGACAAUUUGUUGGUCUGCACCAAGAAGACCGGAGUUGUUCGGUAAUGGAGAACACUGGAAUUUAGCAUGUUGCCUAGCAACAGUGUCAGCGGGGUUCCUGUCUGGCGCGGAGACGGAGGGAAGACUCUCGGAGAGAGGCGCCUCACCUUUUAUUUGUUGCUUUAGACAGACCUGUGCCAAGGUGGCGGCCAGUCACCAAACAACAGUCAAUAGCAGCCAAGAGGAUUUGGAACACCUUCUAAAAUGCACUUGGAGCUAUAUUGAUAUUUAUUUCACAGUACUUCCUACAGCAUUUCAGCUUUUUCUCCUUUGCUCAUUUUUUGUUCAUAUCCUACAGCCUGUUAAAAAGUAUUUCUGUGAAGUUGCUGAUAAUGAAAUACAUUGACUUGUUUCUGUAUUUGCUGUUGCCACACACUAGUUUCAUCUUCAAAUCUUUAUU
Entelurus aequoreus (snake pipefish) is the source of this 2482-nucleotide messenger RNA. RefSeq names its product rho-related GTP-binding protein Rho6-like. Gene Ontology annotation, molecular function: GTP binding; GTPase activity. Gene Ontology annotation, biological process: small GTPase-mediated signal transduction. The transcript has 5 exons. Lineage: Eukaryota; Metazoa; Chordata; Actinopteri; Syngnathiformes; Syngnathidae. The coding region runs from base 114 to 812 and encodes 232 amino acids. The record is from RefSeq and is a predicted model, not a curated record.